CUCCAGAAUUUUCACUUAAAAUUCUCCAGUAACUAGUGUUUAGUAAUUCGACAGUGAUGGCAUUUGUUAUUCGGUUUGCCAAGGGUGUCCGGAACCACUGGAAAAAGUCCACAUUUUUGGCGAGUGCGGUCGCUUACGGAGUUUCGUAUUCCCGGGAGAAAUAUGAAAUUAAGCAGCUAAUGAGGCACUACUGCACGGAAGCCUCCCGCUACGGAGACGUCCAAAUUGGAGUUAACCAGCGAUUGCAGAAGGUUCUGGUUCUGUUGAAUCCUGCGGCCAAUCGAAAAUCCUCCGAGGAAGAUUUCCACGAAUAUUGCGAACCAAUCCUACAUUUGGCGGGGUUUGAGGUUGAAAUCAUCAAGACCGAUUCCGAGGGACACGCUCGCCGUUACGUGGAGGAGUUGGCCGUACUGCCGGAUGCGAUUAUAGUGGCCGGUGGUGAUGGAACCGUUUCCGAAGCGGUUUCUGGGCUGAAGCGCCGUACCGAUGGUGCUCAAUGUCCGGUUGGUGUGCUUCCCGUGGGCAGAACCAACACACUGGCCAACACUUUGUUCCGGAGCAGUGAGCAAACCAACACUCUGGAGGAUGUUCGUGCGAUGGCGAAUGCUGCAUACGCCGUCGUAGCUGGUAAGAAAGAAAAGAUGGACGUGAUGAAGAUUGAGGUGUUGCCAAACGAGGCGGACGAAAAGGUUCCGGAGAAACCGGUCUACGCCGUUGGAAUGCUUUCUUGGGGAGCGUUUCGUGACAUUUUGUCGCUUAGGGAUAAGUACUGGUACACAGGUUCCCUGAGGGAUUAUACAGCAUUUCUGUUUAAUGCAUUCGAUGGUAAGCACUCGUGGAACUGCCAAGCGAAGGUCACAUUCACGGAACCAUGCGCCGGGUGUAAAGAUUGUUACAAAGAUUUGCAGCAGGAACAGCCGAAGAAAGAACAGCCUCGCCGUUGGUGGUCGGUCUUUCUUCCGAAGGCUAAACCCGCACAAGGAGUGGACUACUCGAAAGUCAUCAAUGAUCGUUGUUCAGUCGAGCACGAAGUUCAGAUCGAACCAUCUGAAUUGAUUUUGCAAACGAUGAACAUCGAACCGGAUGGUGACAGAAAUGACAAGCCCAAGCUAAGUCUCAAGGUGGGCACAAGUGUAGAUUCAAGCUUUAGUUUUCUCGGCGACAGUUGGUCACGAUUGUGGAAUCGGAAGUAUAUAGAUUGCAUCACUGAGAAGGAAAUAGAUGUUAGAAAAGUGGAGAUUUUGCCCGCAAAACUGAAGCUGGAAGACAGUGAACCGGAUUUGUUCUAUUCCAUUGACAACGAAGCGUACGAUGUCAGACCUGUGCGCGUCACGUUGCUGCCGAAUUCGGUAGAAAUGUUCACGUUCUGAGUGUAAAUAAAACUAAAAGUGUUGAUCA
Culex pipiens pallens (northern house mosquito) is the source of this 1398-nucleotide messenger RNA. RefSeq names its product acylglycerol kinase, mitochondrial (gene Mulk). Gene Ontology annotation, biological process: protein insertion into mitochondrial inner membrane; ceramide biosynthetic process. Bases 57 to 1370 code for a protein of 437 amino acids. Gene Ontology annotation, cellular component: mitochondrion; TIM22 mitochondrial import inner membrane insertion complex. The transcript has 3 exons. NCBI's taxonomy places the organism in Eukaryota, Metazoa, Arthropoda, Insecta, Diptera, Culicidae. Gene Ontology annotation, molecular function: ceramide kinase activity; ATP-dependent diacylglycerol kinase activity; acylglycerol kinase activity. The record is from RefSeq and is a predicted model, not a curated record.